Molecule: messenger RNA, 672 nt
Organism: Hyaloscypha bicolor E
Lineage: Eukaryota; Fungi; Ascomycota; Leotiomycetes; Helotiales; Hyaloscyphaceae
Exons: 1
Coding region: 1-672 (223 amino acids)
Source: RefSeq, a predicted model, not a curated record
AUGCAAGAAAAUUUCAACACUCAAGAAAGUGUCGAAGUUCAAGUGGGAUCAGAAUAUUUUGAAUAUCUUCAUCAUCAACAAGACUCUGUCUACAAGGCCUCAGACUACUGUCGGCGUAGAUUCGCACCUGAGUCAAAGUACGAGGAGGAGGCUAUCAUUCUCAACGGCUUUAAGCCUUUGAUUUUUGAGAUUUCCUUGCAAUGGAUCAGCAAUCCUGCUCGAAGAAUCGCUUAUGAUCCUGAUGGCCUGCCACAAGAACCAUGGUUGUCGAACGCCGCAACAAUAUGGCUCUUGGGGAAGACGCUGCAAUGUUCCAAUGACUUCGAUAGAUAUACACUAUCGCAGUUCAUUCAAACCUGCGCAUUUAUAGCAUUCGGGCCGUGGGAAUUGAUCGAAAAGGGGGCGACCAAAGGUUCUCUUUGUCGAUUCAGCGAUCACUGGAUUACUUGGAACCACCAGCUGGUUGGCCCGGAACCCAACGAGUAUUCUGGACUCCGUGCAGCUAGAACAGCACUCACUGCGCCGGUCAGAGAUCCAAGAACAUUUGAUAUUGAACAUUGGUACUCUGAAUGUGGGAAGUAUAUGCGUCCAAGAUGUCUUCAUGACCCGAUUGCACGUCUCGAGAAAAGUAAUGAGGCCAAACGACCAAAGCCAAGACCACCGGCUGAAUAG